Molecule: messenger RNA, 1713 nt
Organism: Rhinopithecus roxellana (golden snub-nosed monkey)
Lineage: Eukaryota; Metazoa; Chordata; Mammalia; Primates; Cercopithecidae
Gene: PABIR3
Product: family with sequence similarity 122C
Exons: 11
Coding region: 421-1338 (305 amino acids)
Molecular function (GO): protein serine/threonine phosphatase inhibitor activity
Source: RefSeq, a predicted model, not a curated record
CAUUUCUAAAUAAUGCUUAAGGAAACCAUGCCAGGGUUUGUAAAAUAGUAGAGGCACAACCAUGGGGAGUGAGCAUUGGGGAAAGAGGAAAGAGGGCAGGACGUGAGGAUAAAGCGGCUUCUUAACUGCGCCUGCGCCCCUGGCAAAGCUGACAGAAGCGCGUGAAGUGACGUCAUUGCCUGCGUCACAAUACGCGUCGUCUGACUGGAAGCGUAUCGCAGGCUCUGAGGGGCGGGACCCAACUUAUGGUCAAAGGCGGCAGAUUGUAGUUUUUGUUUUGGCCGAAAAGGCUUACCAUGAGUUGCCAGGGCUGAGAGAGAUGGAGAAGGAUUCGCGGCGGUGACAGAUUAAAUUCCCCAGUUACAUUAUAGACUUGGAGGUGGGGGAUCUUCUCAUCGUUAGAGGCCCCGAUCAUGGGAGAUGGGCGGUUCGGAGCCAGUCCUGCCUAACUUUGUGUUCACUGAUGUUAGGGAUGCUAGGGCUGCAAAGCCGGAAAGCCUUGAGAACUUAUUCCUCGACCCGGACAUGGCACAGGAGAAAAUGGAACUAGGUUUCGAGUCGCUGCCGAGUUCCACUACCGCAGACAGCAACAUUCCGAGAAGAGUCAACAGUGCCCCUUUGAUCAAUGGACUUGGUUUUAAUUCACAGGUGUUGCAAGCUGACAUGUUAAGAAUUAGUACAAACAGAGCAAUGUUUACGAAUCGACGCUGUCUGUUGUUGCCACCUUCUCCCUUUCGUGGUUCCAUCAGCCGCCUUCAUCAAAUCAAACAGGAAGAAGCCAUGAAUUUAAUAACUAGAGAAACAAUGUAUGAAUGGAAAAUACAAACUGAGAUACAGAUAAGUCAAUCUUGGGAAGAAGGCUUGAAACUGAAUGACAAUGGCUCACAGAAAUCAUCCUCUCUAAAGUGCAUUGAUUUAACACCAGUAUCCUCAAUGCCUUCUUCCAUCAAGAAGACUGGGAAGCAGUUUUUCUCUCCAUCAUUACAAACUUGUGUGAGUUGCACUGGUUCUCCUUCAAGUCACAUUCCCAGUCCUACGCAACAAUACAUCAUAAGAAGUCAAAAUCCUACCAACAUUAUUAGACCAAGUAUCCUUGGACCAUUAAAAAGAAAAGGUGAAAUGGCAUUUCAAUAUCAACCAAAAAGGAUUUUCCAAGGCACAACCAACAUACUUUCUUCUGAUACUUCCCAACUGUCAGAUAAUAAUGUGUGUUUAUUUCCAGCUACUUUUGAUGGAAACAACAGCAAUGCUGGGUCUUUUGGUAAUUCAUCAACUGAAAUCGGCACCGUCAGAAACUCUCCUUUGUCACCUUCUGAUACUGGUUCUCAUUUGUUCUAGUAGUCGAGCUUUCAACUAAAUGAUUCACCCAUCCCAAGACUUUCUCACCAAUGGAGAAACACAUACAUCAAGCAAAUCAAGUCAGAGCAAUGAGAAUUGUACUUUAUAAUUUAAACUAUCUCCUAUUUAUCUUUUUUCCUCAAUUUCCUAAAAUUCUAUUUAUCUACAGAACUUGCAUGUAUAAUUUUUGUGUAUGUCCUUAAAUUCAAUGUAAUAAUAUUUUCAAAGAUGUUUUCCAAAUAAGAACUACGUUGAAGAUACAAGCAUAAAUUGUUAGGCUGCUAUUGUCUAGAAAAUGCUGUACCUUGACUUUUUGAAAUAAUCUUAUGAAACAUAAUUCUGAUAAAAUAUAAUUGUUCAAUUAACAAAGUAAAA